AUGACUAUAAUAGUAUUUUUAAUAGAUACAUCAGCUUCUAUGCUGCAAAGGACCUACAUAGGGGGUCGUACGACUCUUCUGGAUGUAGCGAAAUCUGCAGUAGAAACUUUUGUAAAAAUUCGUCAAAGAAGUAUGGAUAGCAGGAAUGAUAGGUAUAUGCUUUUAACAUUUGAAGAUACCCCAACCAAUAUAAAAGCAGGAUGGAAAGAAAAUUUAGCUACAUUUAUGAAUGAAUUGAAGAAUUUGCAAGCAUAUUCUUUGACGACAAUGGGGCUGGCAGUAAAGCAGGCUUUUGAUAUUUUAAAUAUUAAUAGAAUGACUUCAGGGAUAGAUACAUAUGGACAGGGAAGAUGCCCAUUUUAUUUGGAAACUGCUGUAAUUGUGUUAAUUACAGAUGGGGGAAAGUUAACUACAGUAAAUGGUGUUCAGGAAGAAUUUAAUUUACCAAUGAAUUCACCCAUCCCAGGAUCAGAAAUGACCAGAGAACCUUUUAGAUGGGAUCAAAGAUUAUUUGCUCUAGUACUUAGGUUGACAGGUACCCCUGCCGUAGAAAGAGACACAGGAUUGGUGCCUAGUGAUAGCAGCCCAAUAGAUGCAAUGUGUGAAGUAACUGGAGGUCGUUCGUAUUGUAUAACAUCUCAUAGGAUGUUGAAUCAAUGUAUUGAUAGCUUAGUUCAAAAGGUACAAAAUGGUGUUGUGAUUAACUUUGAAAAGAUAGGUCCAGAUCCUCCUCCACCCCAGUAUGAUAAAGAAGAGGGUAAGGAUGAUAUUCUUAAAGAAAAUGAAUAUGCCGAAAUGAAUAAUGAUCGAGGUCUGAAUAUGCCUAUAAAUACAUCAUGGCACAAUUGUCGGAAGAUGAUAUAUGUUCCAAAAGCAAGUAAAGCGUAUUGUAUUGGGUAUUGGCCCAUCCCGGAAUCAUUUUGGCCAGAAGCUACAGCAUCAGCACUGCCUCCUAGAUCAGCUCAUCCUAACAUAAAAUUCGCUUGUACAAACUCUGAGCCUUUAGUGAUUGAAAAUCUACCAUUCGAUAAAUAUGAAUUGGAACCUUCGCCCCUCACGCAGUUUAUUUUAUCACGGAAACAGCCUAAAACUUGUUGGCAGGUUUUUGUUGCCAACAGUUACAAAAAUUCGGAGGUUGGACAUCCAUUUGGAUAUCUUAAAGCAAGUACAAAUUUAACAUGUGUGAACCUUUUUGUAAUGCCUUACAAUUAUCCCGUAUUGUUGCCCUUAUUAGAUGAACUUUUUAAGAUUCAUAGAUGGAAACCAACAAAUGAGUGGAGGACGCAGUUUCAAAAUUAUACCAGAACUUUGCCUGCUUAUUAUGCUGGACCUCUAAGAAGGGCUCUUACAAGAAUGGGCACGCCAGUAGCUUUAGCUCAAACAUUAAUCCCGGAAAAUUCCGAAAAUGGCUUGAGCUAUUCCAUAUCAAAUUACCUGAAACGAUUAAAAAAUCAGGCCAAAUUGGAAUAUGAUAAAAUGUGUAACGAGAUUAUUCAAAGACAAAUAAAUAUGAACGGAUUGAAAACAAAUUUCAAUAAUCCUGAACAGAUACGGGUAUUGCCCAAAGUGACCUUAAAAAAAGAGUUAGUGAGCCAUCCUUUAUUAGUGGAUAAGUUUAUUGCUCAAAGAGAUCAAAUUCUCGAACAAAGCAAUGUAUGGAUAUGCACGUUAGAUAAAGAAAGGCAAAGUGUCAGUUUUAAAAAUCCGUUUGACAUACCUAGAAAUCGGUUGAUUCAACAGGUUGUUCGUAUGAGAAACAACUUUCUCCAAUCCGAUUGGAUAUCUUUGGAUCAAGAUAGUGCCCAUUCCCUACCUAUCUCACAGAUGGGUAACUACCAGGAGUAUUUGAAGAAGCAGACGCCUCAACUACGAGAAAUCGAGUAUGCCCCGGUCAGGCAGCAUAUGUUUGGAAAUCCGUUUAAGAUCGACAAGAGGAUGAUGGUAGACGAAGCUGAUAUUGAUCUGGUUGGAUCACCUGCAGGUGCCGGUAGAAACAAUAAACGUCCAAAUCCUUCUAGUGAUAACAUUAUGAGAAUACUACCGUGUAAAAGAAAACCCGGACCACUGCCCAAGAAUUUUAAAUUUUCUAGACCGAGUUCGGAUUCUUCGCAACCUCCAAGUCCUCAAGGCUCCCCCGUGCCUUCACCGAUACCUUGGUUGAACUCGAUAGAAAAAGAAAUGCCCCGUUUCGACGAACCUCCUAGUCUGAUCAACGGUCUGGAGCCGAGUCCAUCAUCCAGUCCAAUCAGCGAGCGUUCAAGGUCGCCAUCACCGACAAAUAUCACCCCCGAACAACCGUCGUACAGCGUAGGAGAAUUAAGUUUCAAUUUGCGUAAUACUGCAAACAAUUACAGUUACACCAGUGCGGGUACCUUGGAGACUACAACCACCAACUCUCUAGGCGACUUCUAUAAUAUUUCUCCGACGGACGAUAAACAAAUUUCGCAAAUUUUGAAAGAGGCUAAUUUGAAUCACAAUAGUUUUGGAUCAUUUAAUUCGUUCACUAAUAUUAUUAAUAAUAACAUGAUGACCGAAAAACCAUAUAAAGCGGAAGAAGAAGAUGCAGAAAACGAAAAGGAAAUCGAGAAUCAAAACUUCGAAAUACGUCAAAAUUUGAAUAAACUAGUGCGUAAGCCGGGCAAAAACUUUACCGAACUUUUCGAUAACAUAAAAACGUUAAAAGGUGAUAUCGAUAAACAAGUUAAGGUGGUGAGAAUGAUAAUAAAAGAGUCAUUGCGUUUCAAAAGGCAAAAUCUAGCUAAUUUACUGGAAGAACACAUUCGGACUAUAGUUAAUGAUACGAAAUGA
This is a messenger RNA of Diabrotica balteata, 2808 nucleotides long. NCBI's taxonomy places the organism in Eukaryota, Metazoa, Arthropoda, Insecta, Coleoptera, Chrysomelidae. The record is from the annotation of a GenBank genome assembly.